Australozyma saopauloensis is the source of this 14790-nucleotide messenger RNA. It is a transcript of the gene MDN1, whose product is annotated as AAA family ATPase midasin. The record is from RefSeq and is a predicted model, not a curated record. Gene Ontology annotation, cellular component: preribosome, large subunit precursor; nucleus. The transcript has a single exon. Gene Ontology annotation, molecular function: ATP hydrolysis activity; ATP binding. NCBI's taxonomy places the organism in Eukaryota, Fungi, Ascomycota, Pichiomycetes, Serinales, Metschnikowiaceae. The coding region runs from base 1 to 14790 and encodes 4929 amino acids. Gene Ontology annotation, biological process: ribosomal large subunit export from nucleus; ribosomal large subunit assembly.
AUGGACCACUCGAUCGUUGUGGAUUUUGCCGAGGCUACGUCUCGGUACGAAUAUUACCGUGUCAAAUUUCUGCAGAAAAAUUUGCCCUCUUCGUUUCGUUACAAUGACAAAGAGUCUAAAGAUCAGAACCUCAACCGAUUGGCACUUUUUGCGUUGCAUCCAAAAACAACAUUGGCAUGCUUCUAUUCGUUUAAGAAGAUCUUUCUUGAGUUAAUUGGCCGUUGGGUCAAUUCUCGCGAACAGUUUGAGAAGGCCUAUUGUGAGGCCCACUCCAUCAGUAUCCCCCAAAUUACUGGUCAACACAUAUUUUUAGCAUUGUCUCGAGUAUCUCCAAUCUUUCAUGAAUGCUCCAGCUUUAUCGAGACCUUAUUACACAAAACUGAACUCUUAGCAUUCGCCGAUGGUGCCUCAUCCCCAGAAGAGAUCAGAGAUGUCCUCUUGGCCUUGUACCGUAUCUACAAAAGCCAACCUAGCAGAUUCAAGACACAUAUCACGUCCGAGAAGUUGUACAAAAUUCUCUCAUUGGGCGAUGAGUACGCUGCUGCCAAAUUUCUAGCCAUCAAGGUCUUGAGCAUCUACCUCAAUGCCGCCGAGGUAGCUGAGAACAAUAUGAUGGCUACCCACAUUCAUUCCAUCUCUCUCGAAAGCGAUUUUGAGGGAACAAAAAAUAUUGAUUAUAGAUUUGUCGAUUUGAUCGAUGCCAAGUCACUUCUGGACUACACCCUGCUUCCAUCCACUAUAGACUUCAAGGGUAGCAGUAAAGUACUGUUCGCCAGAGACACUUUGUCAUCAUCAGUCACUUGCAUUUGUGGUGUUCUCAUCACCAAAACCAAGCUCACUACACAUGAGCCUCAAGAGUCAGUGGUUCCUACCUCCGCGGCCACCCAGGUCUUAAAGAGCUUGGCCAACCUGUAUCUGAAGAGAAAGGCUGUGUUGCUUCACGGAAGAGCGGGUGCUGGUAAAACAUUCCUCAUCAAUCAAUUUGCGCGCUAUCUUGCUUGUGAUGAAGAUAUUGUUAAAAUCCACUUGGGAGAACAGACUGACGCAAAGUUAUUGACUGGAGCUUACACAUCUGGUGAAAAACCUGGAUCUUUUGAAUGGCGCUCAGGUGUUUUGACAACUGCUGUCAGAGAAGGCAAGUGGGUUCUUGUCGAGGAUAUUGAUAAGGCGCCUACCGAAGUCUUAUCGAUCUUGUUGACUCUUCUAGAGAAGCGGGAGUUGAACAUUCCAUCUCGUGGUGAAGUGAUCAAGGCUAAGAAUUCUUUCCAAUUAUUUGCCACUAUUAGAACACAGCCUGAUGAAUCCGGCCUGAAGCUCCCAGAUCUCAUAGGUAUGAGACUUUGGAACUGCAUUCCUGUCGACACACCUUCUGAAUUGGAGAUUAGAGCAAUUCUCAGUGCCAAAUUUCCGAUCCUUCAGAAUCUCAUCGCCAAGUUCAUAUCUGUGUAUGAGGCUGUUGUUAAGAUCUACUCUUCGGUCUCGUUUAUUUCAUUGAACAAGGGAUCCCAUCCCCGUGUGAUCUCGAUCAGAGAUCUUAUGAAGUUUUGCUCUAGAUGUAACGCAAUGCUCCUCAAUUCAGGCAUAACAUCCGCUAAUGAUCUUAUAGCAUCUACAUUAUAUGAAAAUAUCUUUUUCGAAGCUGUGGAAUGCUUUGGAAGUGCAUUGACUGAGUAUGGAGCCCUUCAUCCACUUGUUACAGUCAUCGGAGAAAUUCUUGAAGUGUCACCUUCGCGUGUGAACUAUUACCUUACUAAUUACGUUCCCUCUGUUCACGAUGACGAAGACAAGAUUGAGAUUGGAAGAGCUCUUUUGAAAAAGUCUGUCCAUGAUAAGGCUUUGUACGUGAAGAAGAAACUCGGAAAUGACACCAGUUUCGCCCGCACGAAGCAUUCCAGACGUCUCAUGGAACAAGUCGGUGUCGCGGCCCAGAUGUGCGAGCCAGUUCUACUUGUGGGUGAAACAGGUACUGGUAAGACCACCAUUGUCCAAGAGAUCGCGAAGAUGAUGAACAAAAAAUUGACUGUUAUCAACGUAUCGCAACAAACAGAGUCUGGUGAUUUACUUGGAGGAUACAAACCAGUCAACACGAAAACUGUUGCCAUUCCUCUCCAAGAGCGCUUUGAAAGUCUCUUUUUGGCAACUUUCUCGCAGAAAAAGAAUGCCAAAUUUUCAGAGCUUCUUUCGAAGUGUUUCAACCGCAAUCAAUGGAAAAAUGUCAUUAAACUUUGGAAAGAAGCUGUCAAAAUGGCAGAUGGUAUCCUUUCAAAGAAUGAUGAUUCUGACGAAGAGCAGAAUGACGGUAGCGCAAAGAAGAAGCGUAAACUUCAAAUGUCAGAGAAAACCGUUUUGCUUCAAGAAUGGAACAACUUCAAGCAAGAUAUCAUCAAUUUCGAGGCGCAGGCGUCUAAUCUCGCCAACUCCUUCGUGUUCAAUUUCGUUGAAGGUUCGUUGGUCAAGGCUAUCAAAAACGGAGAGUGGCUUCUCCUUGAUGAAAUCAAUUUAGCCUCCCCUGAUACCCUCGAGAGUAUUGCCGAUUUGCUCUCCGAAGAUUCUAGUCAGAGAUCUGUUUUGUUGAGUGAAAGAGGUGAUAUUGAUGCCACUAUUGCUCAUCCUGACUUUCGUAUCUUUGGAUGUAUGAAUCCAUCUACAGAUGUCGGUAAAAGAGACCUCCCUUCAAGUAUAAGAUCUCGUUUUAGCGAAAUCUAUGUUCACUCGCCAGAUAAAGAUAGAGAUGACCUCACAAUGAUUGUGGACCGCUAUAUCAACAGAUACGCUGUCGGUGAUGAAUGGGUCGUGGAAGAUAUAGCUGAGCUCUACUUAGCAGCCAAGGCCUUAUCUGAUGCAAACAAAAUUGUCGAUGGUGCUGGCCAGAAACCACAUUUCAGUAUCCGUACCUUGACUAGAACCCUCAUCUACGUGAGAGAAAUUGUUUCCAUCUAUGGUCUCCGUAGGGCAUUGUUUGAAGGUUUUUGUAUGGCCUUUUUGACCCUCCUCAACAAAGAGUCUGAAAACCUCUUGAAGCCCUUGAUUGAACAGUAUACCAUCUCGAAGCUCAAAAACGCCAAACAGAUUCUUUCUCGCUGCCCGCCCGCUCCUGCUGAUUCAGAGCGUGACUUUGUUCAGUUCAAACAUUACUGGCUCAGAAGGGGACCUGAGGAACCCUCAACACCAAAUUAUAUUAUUACCCCCUUCGUCGAAAAGAACUUGCUUAACCUUGUACGUGCCACUGCUACAAGGAAGUUCCCUGUCUUAGUGCAGGGUCCUACUUCCGCUGGUAAAACCUCUAUGAUCAAAUAUUUGGCAAACAUUACUGGCCACAACUUCGUUCGUAUUAACAAUCACGAGCACACUGAUCUUCAAGAGUAUUUGGGAACCUAUGUCUCAGAUUCCAGUGGUAAGUUGGUUUUCCGUGAGGGUGUUUUGGUCGAAGCCUUGCGUAAGGGUUAUUGGAUUGUUCUCGAUGAGUUGAACCUUGCUCCAACAGAUGUUUUAGAAGCUCUCAACCGUCUUUUGGAUGACAAUCGUGAAUUGUUUAUACCAGAAACACAAGAAGUUGUUCAUCCACACCCUGACUUCAUGAUUUUUGCAACCCAGAAUCCACCAGGACUUUACGGAGGUAGAAAGGUGCUUUCGAGAGCAUUCAGAAACAGAUUCCUCGAACUUCACUUCGAUGACAUCCCUCAAGAUGAGCUUGAGAUUAUUCUUAGGGAAAGAUGUAAAAUUGCGCCAUCAUAUGCAAAGAAAAUUGUUGAGGUUUACAGACAGCUUUCGGUUCAGCGUCAAUCUUCCAGACUUUUUGAGCAGAAGAACUCGUUUGCUACCUUGAGAGAUCUUUUCAGAUGGGCUCUAAGAGAUGCUGUUGGAUAUGAAGAGCUUGCAGCCAAUGGAUACAUGCUUCUCGCAGAGAGAGUUAGAUCUACAGAAGAGAAGCUUGUAGUGAAGGAAACUAUUGAGAAAGUCAUGAGAGUGAAUCUCGAUAUGGAUGCCUACUACCGUGGACUCGAAAACGAAAAGCUUAUGAGUGCGAAUACCUCUGUUGUAUGGACGAAGGCCAUCCGGCGCUUGUCUGUCCUUGUCGAGACCUCUAUUAAGUACAAGGAACCGCUCUUAUUAGUUGGAGAGACUGGAUGUGGUAAGACUACUAUCUGUCAAAUAUUGGCUCAACUACUUGGGCGCGAGUUGAUUACCGUUAAUGCCCACCAAAACACUGAAACCGGUGAUAUUUUAGGUGCACAAAGACCGGUACGUAAUAGAUUCGAAUUGAGGGCCUCUCUCAUUCAAAGUUUGAUUGGAUUCUUCUCGCAAGCUGGAAUCGAGGUGCCAUCUGAGUCGGCAACCUAUGAUGACUACAUUAAAUUGUUUCACUCUGCCAAGAAAGCUGUGGUAGCAGAUGAGAACAACCAGGUCAAUGCUGAUGAUGUAACCAACAUUGAGGAUAAGAUCAGGGAAUCAUCUGUCUUGUUCGAAUGGAAUGAUGGUCCAUUGACUCAGGCCAUGCGCGCUGGUGACUUCUUCUUGCUAGACGAAAUCUCCUUGGCUGACGAUUCUGUUUUGGAGCGUUUGAAUUCUGUUCUUGAGCCCGAGCGUAGUUUGCUAUUGGCCGAGAAAGGAACAGACGACACAUUUAUUGUCGCUGCUGAGACGUUUCAAUUUUUGGCUACCAUGAACCCUGGUGGAGACUACGGCAAAAAAGAAUUGUCUCCAGCUUUGAGAAACAGAUUCACAGAAAUAUGGGUGCCUUCUAUGGAGGACCCUGUGGACGUGAAACAAAUCGUAGCUUCUAAAUUGAGCGAGGAAAACAGCUCCUUGUGCGAAUUCUUGGUGGACUAUUCAUACUGGUUUGCUGACAUGCUCAGCAACGGCAAUGCUACCAGUGGUGUGAUCUCGCUCCGUGAUAUUUUGGCAUGGGUACAGUUUAUCAAUGCUUGUGGUCCAAACGUCCCGAGAGAGGUUGCAUUUCUCAAUGGUGCGCUCAUGGUUUUCAUCGACGCACUUGGAACAAACAACACUGCUUACUUGGCUGCGAACGAAGAAGCUUUGAUGGCGCAUAAACUCAUGUGUGUUAGAAAAUUGGCAGAGAUUAGUGGGUACCAUUUGGUGCCUCUCUUUGAAAAAGCUGACGUCAAAAUCGAAGUUACUCAAAGUAUGUUGAAAGCUGGCUUCUUCGAAAUUCCUCGUGAAAUAAUUGAUGAGGACAUAAGCGUAUUCAACUUGAGCGCUCCAACUACUGCUGCUAAUGCCAUGAGGGUCAUUAGAGCCAUGCAGGGAAAGAAGCCUAUUCUUUUAGAAGGAAGUCCUGGUGUCGGUAAGACAAGUUUGGUGACAGCCCUUGCUAAAGCAGUUGGUAGUCCAUUGGUGAGAAUCAAUUUGUCUGAACAAACAGACUUGAUUGACCUCUUUGGCUCUGACGCUCCUGUAGAUGGAGGAAACACGGGUGAGUUUGUUUGGCAAGAUGCUCCAUUUCUCCGUGCCAUGAAAAACGGUGAAUGGGUACUUUUGGAUGAAAUGAACCUUGCUUCCCAGUCUGUCUUGGAAGGUCUUAAUGCCUGUUUGGAUCACAGAGGAGAGGCAUACAUUCCUGAAUUGGAUAGAUCCUUCCCCUGUCACCCCGAAUUUAAGGUAUUCGCAGCUCAGAACCCGCAAUACCAAGGUGGAGGCAGAAAAGGUUUGCCCAAAUCUUUUGUCAAUCGUUUUUCGGUUGUCUACAUGGAUAUGUUAAAAACAGAAGAUUUGCGGUUGAUCUCAGAGAGGUUGUUUCCAGAAAUCUCUUCCAGUGAUUGCAACAAAAUGAUUUCGUUCAUUUCAGAGUUGGAAGAACAAGUUGUGGUCAAAAAGAGUUGGGGACAAUCUGGAGGCCCUUGGGAGUUUAACUUGCGUGAUACCCUUAGAUGGAUGAGCUUGUUGAGUGCAAGAAGACGCAGUCUUGUCUCAUUUCACCUCGAAGCCGGAGAUUUCAUCGAUAUGAUUGUAUGCCAAAGAUUCAGAAGCGAAGAAGACAAACUUCAAGCCAGACUGUUGUUCGUUUCCAUUUUUGGCGAGUUCGAAGCCAAGGACCCAAUUUAUGAUAUCGGUGUUGACUACAUCCAAGCUUGUGGCUCGAUGAUGGACAGAAGAACAGUCCUUUCUUAUGACAAUUCAUAUGAUGACACUCUUCUUAUCCCACUUCAAUCAAACUUCAGAAUCCUCGAGUCAGCUAUCCGCAGUGUCAAUGAUAACCUUCCCAUCGUUCUAACCGGACCCACUAACUCGGGUAAAACUAAUUUCAUCCGGUUUUUGGCAAAUGUUGUUGGUGUUAAACUUUCCGAGUUUGCUAUGAACAGCGAUAUUGAUAGCAUGGAUAUCUUGGGAGGAUAUGAACAAGUUGAUCUCACAAGAGAUAUGAACUCGAUUAUUCUGGAAAGUGUUGCUUUACUCAAUGAAUUGGUCGUUCUCAAUGCUCUGUCCAGCUCCACGAAUCAAUCUGUGAUGCACACAUGUCUUGCUUUGCUUGAUAUGGUAGAAACCAUGGUGAUAGACAGCGCUCAUUUCUUGGCCUUUGAGCAGAAGCUUGGUCAAUUCGUUUCGCUAUUCCUGAACGAUCAAUUAGUCGCUCUAUUCAAAAAGGUUGAAGUGUUGAAAAAGAAGCUCGAAAACGAAUCUUCGAAAGUAACUUUCAAUUGGUUUGACGGUAUGUUGGUAAGAGCAGUCACCAAUGGUGAGUGGUUGGUGUUGGACAAUGCUAAUUUGUGUAACCCAUCUGUAUUGGAUCGUCUUAAUUCUUUACUCGAAACCAAUGGCUCCCUUGUUAUCAACGAAUGCUCUCAAAAGGACGGCUCAGCUCGUGUUUUGAAACCUCAUGCAAACUUCAGAUUAUUUUUGACUGUUGACCCGAAGUAUGGUGAAUUGUCCAGAGCCAUGAGAAAUAGAUGUAUCGAAGUGUUCAUGGAUGAUUUAGAAGCUCGUUCGACUUCUUACGAUAAGAGAUGUUUGGGAUAUUCCGACGAAGAUGAAUUGUCUCACCAACCAUUGUCUUCAUUCGUAUCGGCUACUCAUUCCUCUGUCAGGCCAUUUGCUUCUAUUCACGACAGUAUCGACUCAUUGCAAGAUAUUCUUCCUUCUGCCUUAUCUGCCAUUCUUUCUAUAUCAAGCACUACCAUGGUCCUGGCAUGGGCUGACUCGCUAACUCCAUUCAUUGGCAAAGAGGCACCCGCAUUCGAUAUGAUCAAGAGAGUGAACAACUUUUUCCUACAUGAGGGAUUUGUGAAUGACGUGAAGAAUAGCUACUCUGCCAUCAACCUGAGUUCUCUUCUUGGUAACCAAAAAUUACACGUCAAAUUCAACGAAUACUUACAUGGCAUCUUAAGUCAGAAUGCUGGUCAGUACUCGAUCUCUGAUUUGACAGUUUUGUUUGAGGUGGCUAUUGGGAUCUUGAACACCAGAACAAUAAUUGAUAAUGUCGAAUUGAGAGCUUUGAAUGCUAAGGUCAACGAAUUGUCUUUCCUUGAAACCUCUGCCGCUGUCUCUCUCAAUAGAUCCAUCCGAAAACAACCAAGAGUGCAAGUGUACUCUUGCGUCAAGACUGUGGCCUCUAUCAUAGAAGAGAUUUUCCGCGCAUCGUUGAUCCCUGACCAUUUCCUCGACUCCGAUACCAAGAUCUACACUGCUUUGUUGGAGUUGCAAUCUGUUUGGAUCUGUCUUGUGAAGAGCAGCAAGACCCAAAACUUGUCUCAGCUCAGGGUCUAUUUGCAAUUGAUUAGUGAGUGGAUCUCAGAACAUGAACAUAUGGCUCUCGUUCAGACCUUUGCAUCUAAAUUUACCUCAUUGGAUGUUGGUUUGGAACUUAAGUCCGGUCUCUCCAUGGUUAAGAUUUGGAACAGAUUCAAGCAAGUUUAUCCUAAAUCUGAAGAUGCUUGGAACAACUUCGCCAACAUGUGCGUGUUGUUUUCAGAAUUUGACAAUAUUGUUAGGAAAUUGUACACAGAUGCUCAUCAAGAUGCAACAUCUUUACGUGAACUGAUCAUGAAUUUAUACAACGAUGUUGUUGCAGAGAAAACAAGCGGAGAAGAAUUGGACAAGAUCCUUGCAGCCAUUCAAAGUACCAUUCAGCGCUUGCAAGAUAUCUCCGAAACCUUUGUGGUGGAAAGACACAACAGACUUGAGGAUGAAUUUACUCAGGUGCACAAUAUUUUGGAGUGCUCCUCAUACUUUGAGAAGGUCGAUAUUCAGCAAUUGCUACAACUCGCGAAUUACUCCACUAAAUCUACCUUGUCCUUGGUUCAUGCUUCUAAGGGUGAAACUUUCAGUCCUUAUCCUAGAAUAUUUGACAGUUUGUGGUUGUCUGACAAGGAUUCAACGAAGCCAUUAUUCACAAAUGAUACAAUUUUGACUUCCCUUGUCAAGACAAUUGAUAUGUCAGAGUGUCCAGGUAAGUUCCUUGAUCAAGGACUCAAUGACUUGACCGCAUUACGAGACCAAUUGAUUGAAAACUCAGUUCCAAUUCUUAAAUCAUCCAAGGACAGAUUUUCCACCAUUCUUCUUGAUUGGAUUGUUGAAAUUCUUGGCCUUCAUGGCUUGAGUAGAUCUGAGAUCGAGUCGCAUGAUUAUGAGACCCUUUCAAAUCUAUUGGAAGAGCGUUGUGACUCACUUGUGGCUUCUGUUUUGAAAAGACUUGUUACUGUCGUCAACAUGCUUUCGCAGAAUCACAACACCGGAGAGUUAGGUAAAGCUUGGGUGCUUUUUGCUGCCAUUUGUAUCGAACUUUUCGUGCCAAGCUCCCCGCUAGACCCAGCUAUCGAAGAACACGUCAAACUGGAUGUUGAUGUCAACUUUUCUUCAUGCCUUGAAAAGAUUGCAAACUCUUGGAUGACCAUUCGCUCAACGUUAAGUGGAGACGAACCAACAAUUAUUGAAAAGAAUUGCCCAGUCGUUCCGGAAAAGCAUAUUGAAGAACUCCUGGUUUACAGAUCGACUGAGAGUAUUGAUCAGCUUUUUGAUGAAUGGAAUGCAUUCAUGGAAUCUGACAUUGGACCUGAACCAAUCAGUAAUCUACUCGCUGCUGCUUGUUCACUUGAAGACUCAGUGAAUGUUCUAAAAGUUGGUGUGUUCGAUAAGAACUCUAAUUCAUUUAUUUCACGUUUGACAAGGAAUUACUCUAUGUACGCUGAUUUGAAUGAUAUUUUGAUCGGUUUUGUGUACGCUGCAAAGCUUGGUCUUGGACUCAUGACCAUUCAAAACCAAACCGAUCUGGCAGCUGUCCAAGUUCCAUAUUCUUGGGGCUUGGAAUUGUCGAAUGUUCUCAACAUUGACUCUGUUGAAGACACUUUUGAAUCAAUCAAAUUGGUGUCGAAGUCGAUUGACAACUCUUCCCCACUUUGUGAGAAAUUGAUGCAUUAUUUCAUUAAUGUUUGUUUCUUCAAUGGUCACACAGAAAACUCUUUGGAGUUGGUGACAACAGAAGCAUUUCAGGCUCUUUACUACCGUUGGUAUUACCGCAGAAUGAAACUUGAGGAAUCUGAAGCAAAAGAUAGUUCCCUUUACAAAUAUAAAGGCUUGGAUGAUGGGGAUGAGGACUUCAUGGAGUUAUUCCCAGAUUUUGAUGAGGUAAUGACCUUGGACAAUGAAAAAGUGAAGUCUAACGAUUCUUUUGAGGAUGUGUACUUCUCGAUCGCCGAGUCUUACGUUCAGUAUUACUUGUUCGAGACCAGAGCUCCGUUGGCACAAUUGGUUGAGGAAGGUGCGGACCUUUGUAGCUUACUCAAAACUCAGCGUACUGACUUGAUUAAUGGUGACUGCAACAGCUCUCAAUUGGUUUCUUUGUUGCAUGUUAUGCAGAAGUAUCAACAAAAGUUUUCUACCGAGUCUGAUCGUGAAAUCAGUUUCUACCAUGAUGCUAGUCCAAAUGAGUAUGCUAAGGCUAUGAAGAUCAUCUUGUCGCUCUAUACGGCAAUUUCGGAGCUUCUUAAGCAAUGGCCUGAGCAUGCAACUUUGCAGAACAUUUAUAGAGGUUGCGAAGAGUUUUUGGGAUAUCCUUCUUCGUUUCCUCUCAACAAGCUUCUCCACAAAAUCGAAGUCAUAUUCAAUUACAUCACGGAGUGGGAGAAAUUUGCCUCGAGUCAAGUGAGUCUUAAAGCACAGGUAGACACAUUGACCGGAUUGAUUGUGUCGUGGAGAAGAUUAGAGCUUCUGUCCUGGAAAUCUCUAUUCAAACAAGAAGAAAUGGCAAUUCAGAAGAACAUCGGCAAAUGGUGGUUCCAUUUGUUCGAAGUGAUUAUCAUUCCAUUAUUUGGAUCUACUGAUGAGAAUGAGAAUCAGGAAGAUGAGAAAGAAGCAUCUCCAUCUAUGAUUCUAGCUGCUUUAAACGUCUUUAUGAGCGAAGCUAAAUUCGGCGAAUACCGAUCAAGAUUGAACCUCCUCAAGGCGUUCAGAAACCAUGUCCGUCAAAUUGCUACUGACGAGAUUGAUCUCAUCAACGGUUUUUCAAAUCUUAUCACUUUCUAUGACCUCUUCGUUCCUCAAUUGGAUGAGCAAAUUCAGCAAACCAAGAAAACAUUGGAGAAAGAUGUUUCUGAAGUCAUUCUUCUUGCAAGUUGGAAAGAUGUUAACGUUGACGCACUUAAGCAAAGUUCACGCAAAUCACACAACAACUUGUACAAGAUUGUUAGAAAGUACAGAGCUCUAUUGGCUACACCUGUUCACUCAAUGAUUGAAAAUGGUUUCACAAAUGAGGGAACUGGUUCCAAAUCCGUUUCUUUGAAACCAAUGGAAUACAUACCAAGAACGAGGGACGAGAAGUUGGAAAUUCUAGCAUUGUGUCAGCAAGUUGAAUCAUGGAACGGAAGAGCUGCCCAUUUGAAGAAAAUUGACACUCUUGAGAAUAACAUGAAGGUGUACACCAAUAGAAUUGCAGGUCACAAAUUGCCCAACCUUUAUGAGUAUGCACAAUCAGUGGUUGGUGAAAUGGAAAGACUCAAGAAAGAAACGCCUAGCGUGUUAAAUGAUGACAACAAAAAGAAGGUCGCCGCGUUGAAGACUCAGAAACACAAAUUGCUCAGUGACACACUCAAAGAAUUGAGACGUAUAGGUAUCAGCACUAGCGUCAAGCCAGAUGUCAAAAUUGCUUUGGCAACUGUGAACUCUAUUCUUGUUAACAGUGAAAGUUUUUCUGCCACCAGUCUUGAAAUGACUGAUGUGGAUUACUUCAGAAUUCUUGAGCUCUUGCCAAGACUCAGGGGAACAAUUUCAAGUGGAAAUGAGGAAGUACCACAAGUUGAUCUUGAAAGAGGUUUGGCUGCUGGAGAGAACUUAUUGGUGUCUUUAAUGACUUCUCGAAAGGCAAUGGUUGCAUUGGCUCAAUCUGUUGCUGAUAUUGAAUCAACAUACGCUGACUUCGAAUCACUUCUCAACAACAAGCAAAGUCUUCUCAAAGCAUCUCUUGUACCUACCUUUGAGUUCAACUCUACUCAAAUUCGCAAUUAUUCCAUUAACCUUCACAAGAUUUUGGACUUUGCAGUCGAAUUACUGACUACAUUGCCUCAAUUCCAAGGAUCAAAAAUCAAACAAAUUCUUUCGGCUGGUCUCGCCGAAUGCUCUCAAAUUCAGACUUCAUUACCUUCAAUCAAAACAAAGUCUUGUACUGAAGAAUCUCUUGAAUUCGUCAAUGUUUUCAAGACCUAUCUCACUAAAUUGCAGCGUGAUUUGACAACAACGAUCUAUGAGUCCCCAAAAAAUGGUUUCUUGGGCUUGCUUGUCUUAGAUUGGAUGGAUAAUGUGAAGUAUAGUCCAUUUGUGGACUCUUGUAACUCCCUUGAGGCAUUGAAUUGUGUGGAUGACUUCGAGAGGAGCUUAAAGAGAAUCACAAACAUCGGUAUUCUUUCUGUGCAGCAAAUUCUUGAACUACAAAAGGAUGCCAUUAGCGAUGAUGAUGAUAAAUGGUUCUCGCAAUCGCAACAACAACUAUUCAAGGAAGUGAAACUCCUUCGUCACACUCCAUUUGCUCAAGCUUUGAAGACUUGUCAGAAAACUUUAAAUCAAAUCGAACAUAACGAUGAAAGUUCAGUCCUCUGCAAAGCUUUAUUGAGUUUCACUAUGCCAGUUAUUUCCCAUUACAGAAAACUCUCUAAUUCUUUGUUGGCUAAAGUCAGCACAAACUUUGGAAAUGUUUCGAAAUCAACAUUCAUCCUCACUAAAUCUUUGCAUACUCUCGCAACUAGUGGAUUUUGCUCACCCGAGCCGCCAUCGGAACAAAAGAAUGAUGACAACUUGCAUGAUGGAACAGGUUUGGGAGAUGGAGAGGGUGUCAACAACAACUCUAAGGAUGCAGAAGAGGAUGAUGAUUUGACGGAGCACGCACAGCAGCCUAAUGAAGAAAAGGAUAAAGAUGAUGAAGAUGAUAAUGAAGAUGAUGACGCGGUGGAAAUGAGUGGUGAUAUGGCUGGCGAUCUCGAAAACAUGUCUGAUCAGGAUGGUGAUGAUGAAGAGGACGAUAAGGAAGAAGAAGAGGAUCUCGACGAGGAGAUUGAUGACCUUGAUGAUCUUGAUCCAAAUGCCAUUGAUGAAAAGAUGUGGGAUGAGGAAGCAAAAGAAGAUCAAAAGGAGAAGGAGCUGGACAAUGUUCCCGAUAAUUCUGUCCAAGAUGACCAAAACAUGGAAGCCAACGAAGACAACGAGGAAGCUCAAGAUGAAUCAAAGGAUGACAAAGAAUCCAAUGAGAAUGACGCCAAUGACGAGAAUGAUGAUGAUGGCGAGGAAGAAGACGUUGGCGAGCAAGAGGAUGAGGUCAGAAAUGAUGAGGGCGAAGCCCUUGAUGAUCAUGUGCCUGAGUCUGAGGCCUUGGAAUUGCCAGAAGAUAUGAACUUGGACGACGACCAAGAUUCCGGAAAGGAGGAAGAGGAAGAAACUCUCGAUGAUCCAAUGGAUGUAGACGAGGAAGACCAAGCUGACCCUCUUGACAAGUCUAAGGCUGAAGAGGAUGAAUCUGCUGAAGGUGGAGAGGAUGAUCAAAAUGAUGAUGAACAAGAAGCUGAAGAAGGUGAUGAGCCUUCUACAGAAGAUCAAGAAACAAAUGAGGAUCCCGCAGAGGAAAAUGAGGCUGAAAACGAAGAAGCUGAUGGAGAUGAUGCUGGCAAUUCUGAUGAAGAGGUUGGCAACGACAUGGACGAAGAAGAAACUCAGCCUGAGAAUCAAGAGAAUGAGACCAAUGCAGAGACUGACGAGACGGCUAUGGGUGAAGAAGGUGCCGACAAUCAGAACGAAGAUGACGUAGACAUGGAUGCUGCGGUCAAGACUGAAGCUGGUCACCAAGGUGAAGGAGCCGAGGAACAAGUUGGUGAAGAACAGAACGAUAUUGGUGCUUCAGGCGAAACUGCCAUGGACACGAAGCAAGAAGAGCAAGAUAGUGUAAACGAAGACAGCGCUCGUGAUCAAAUGAAGGAGUCUAUAAAGCAACUCGGUGACUCCCUCAAGGAAUUCCAUCGCCGCCGAAACGAGAUUAAGGAGGCUGCUAACGAAGAAGAGAAGCAGGAAACCGAGGAGCAGGCCAAUACCAAACCAGAUGAGUUCCAGCAUGUCGACGGUGAAAACUCGAAACAUGACACUCAAGCCCUCGCUGCAGCUGACAAUAAGGAUCAAGUGCAAAGCAUUGACGAAGACUUGGCUAUUGAUGAAGAGGAACAAGAAGAUGAGAAUCAAGAACAAGCUGACCCAAUCAAGCCAGAAUCUGACGACAUGGAAGUCGAUAAAGAGUCGGGCGACGAUGCUCAAGAAGCUGAAGAUGCUGAUGAUUUUGAUGGAAAACCACAAGGUGGUGUUGUCGGAGAACGGAAAGAACGCUCAGAGUUGGAUGCAGAUGCAAUUAAGAAUGAGCUUGAUUUCGAAGAGGACGAGCGCUUCGAUGAGGAGAAUCAUGUCCAAGAAGACUACAAUAUCUCCAAGGAUGAACAACCAUACUUGGAUAUAGCCACUGCCCGUGAUUUGUGGAAGCAGAGUGAAUUGGCUACUCAAGAGUUGGCCUCUGGUCUUUGCGAACAAUUGAGAUUGAUCUUGGAGCCAACUCUAGCUACCAAGUUGAGAGGAGACUAUAAGACUGGUAAGAGACUCAACAUGAAGCGUAUUAUCUCUUACAUUGCUUCUGACUUUAGGAAAGACAAAAUCUGGCUUAGAAGAACUAAGCCCGUCAAGAGGCAAUACCAAAUCAUGAUAGCCGUGGAUGACUCCAAAUCAAUGAGUGAAAGUGGAUCAACUGAACUUGCUCUCAACAGUAUUGCCUUAGUUCUGAAGGCAUUGACCCAGUUGGAGAGUGGUGGCUUAUCUAUUGUGAGAUUCGGAGAAGAUGUCAAAUUGGUUCAUCCAUUUGACAGGCCGUUCAAUCAAGAUGUUGGAGCAAACGUAUUCAGAUGGUUUGACUUCCAGCAAGAGAGGACUGAUAUUAAACAGUUGUGUUCCAAGUCUCUCAAAAUAUUCGAGAACGCCAGAUCUUCUAGCAAUGCAGACUUGUGGCAAUUGCAAAUCAUUAUCUCUGAUGGUGUUUGUGAAGAUCAUGAAACUGUCAGACGUUUAGUCAGAAGGGCACGUGAAGAAAAGGUCAUGCUUGUCUUUGUGGUUGUCGAUGGAAUCUCAUCCAAGGAGUCCAUUUUGGAGAUGUCUCAAGUCAGCUAUGUUCCUGACCCUGUCACUGGUGCAAUGACUUUGACUGUUGAAAAUUACUUGGAUACAUUCCCAUUCGAGUUUUAUGUUGUUGUGAGAAACAUUCAUGAGCUCCCAGAGAUGCUUUCGUUGAUUUUGCGCCAAUACUUCUCUGAGGUCGCCAACAUGUGA